UGCAAACAUCCAUCAUCAAGAAUCUUCUAGAAUCCACCCAUUUCUUCUUUCUUAUCAUUCAGUUCUUUAAAGAUAAAAAAUAAAAAAUCGAUUUUUUGAGAGAUAAUAUUGUUUUUGGAUAUAAACAGCAGUGAUCUGCAGGUAUAUUUAUAUAUAUAGCCAUGACUACUACACAUGUGGAAAGAAGUGGAGAAGGAGAAACGCAGAGGAGUAGUAGCCCGACGCCGUUUUUGACAAAAACGUAUCAAAUGGUUGACGAUGUUUUAUCAAACGAAAUGGUAUCGUGGAAUGAGAAUGGAAACGGAUUCAUCGUAUGGAAGCCACCUGAAUUCGCUACGGAUCUCCUUCCUAAAUACUUCAAACACAACAAUUUCUCCAGCUUCAUUCGCCAACUCAACACUUACGGAUUUAGGAAGAUUGUAUCUGAUCGUUGGGAAUUUGCACACGAUUACUUUCGUAGAGGAGAAAAAUAUCUCCUUAAAGAGAUACACCGUAGGAAAACUGCCAUCCCUCCGUCAACGCCGUCAGUAACAACUGCAGUUCCAUUGGUGGCUGUGCCGAUAUCAUCUCCGUCAAAUUCGAGUGAAGAACUUGGGGGAUCAUUAUCACUGAUUGGUACAAAUCUCAUUGAAGAAAAUGAACGGUUGAAAGAACAGAAUGUGAGUUUGAGAUGUGAAAUUGAUCACUUAAGAAGUUUGUGUGGUAAUGUGGUUAAUAUGAUGUCUAAUUAUAUAUCGCAUCAAUCGGAGAUGUAUAGUGGUAGCGGUGGUCCACAGGCGGACGAAGGAAUUUGUCCGCGAUUGUUUGGUGUAUCUAUAGGUGCAAAACGUAUGAGGAGGUCAUCUCAACAGAUUGAUACUCAAGUACCAAUGCAACCAGAUGAUGAUGAGAUGCAAGAAGGUAAUUAGAGUAGAUUUUAAUUAAGUUGUAGUUCCGUGUAUCAAUUUGUAUCGUUUGUUAAGGAAAAAGGGUACCAAUUACGAACAAAUAUUCAAAAUGAAUAGACUAGCCGUUGGAGUA
This is a messenger RNA of Erigeron canadensis, 1020 nucleotides long. RefSeq names its product heat stress transcription factor B-2a-like. Gene Ontology annotation, molecular function: RNA polymerase II cis-regulatory region sequence-specific DNA binding; DNA-binding transcription factor activity. The transcript has 2 exons. The coding region runs from base 162 to 908 and encodes 248 amino acids. The record is from RefSeq and is a predicted model, not a curated record. Lineage: Eukaryota; Viridiplantae; Streptophyta; Magnoliopsida; Asterales; Asteraceae. Gene Ontology annotation, biological process: regulation of transcription by RNA polymerase II. Gene Ontology annotation, cellular component: nucleus.